Messenger RNA from Oncorhynchus mykiss (rainbow trout), 1551 nucleotides. RefSeq names its product vesicle-associated membrane protein 8. NCBI's taxonomy places the organism in Eukaryota, Metazoa, Chordata, Actinopteri, Salmoniformes, Salmonidae. Gene Ontology annotation, cellular component: membrane. Gene Ontology annotation, biological process: vesicle-mediated transport. The record is from RefSeq and is a predicted model, not a curated record.
GUCGGAAAAUGUAGGACAUCAUUUCAGAGCUCCGACCUGAAGAUCGCUGACGUCAUGAUUUGACCUCGUUUUUUUCCUGAGUUCCCAGUUGUUUUGAACGUAGUGAAGUCGGAGUUCCCAGUUAUGAACGCGGCAUCGGUCCAGACAGCAGAUAGAGGUGCUGACGUCAAUCGACCUGCUGUAUUUUAUACAGUUCUUGCACACAGAAGUUACAGGUGCACCAGAGAACGGCGUGCUCCAACGCCCUCGUGAGGAUGCAAAGUGGAAGCAGAAGACCCGAAGAGGAGCAGGGAGAGGUGGUGGAGCAGGACAAGGUGAGGACCCUGCAGUCUCAGGUGGAGGGAGUGAAGGACAUCAUGACCCAGAACGUGGACCGGAUCCUGGCCCGGGGAGAGAGACUAGACGACUUGAUGGGCAAGUCAGAGGACCUGCAGGCUGGGGCUGAGGACUUCAAGCACACGUCCCAGAAGGUGGCUCGCUCCUACUGGUGGAAGAACAUGAAGCUGUGGGUGGUGAUCGUGGUCAUUGUCCUCGUCAUAAUCCUCAUCAUCGUACUGCUCAGCACUGGCGUCAUCCCAACCAGCUCCCCUGUUCCCCCACUUCCCAAACCUACUAAAAGACCAAACUAGUCAUGUUUUUCCUCACUGUGUUGUGUUUUAGCUGAGCUGGUUGCUAGAGAGGAUGUCAGUGGGUUUUUUUGUUUUGAAAGAUGGGGAAAACUUAGCUGCAAUGGUAUAGUGAAAGAAAGGGGGAAUUGAGAGAGGGAAUGGAGAGUCUGAAGAAGCAUGAGAGCCUUUUGACCUCUAUCCAUGACCUGAUACUCCAUCAUACACAAACUGCGGGAACUCAUGUCAUGACUUAAUGUGGGUUCUCAUGGUCCAUGUACUCAGGCCUUGGAAACUCUGGCUAACUCCAGACAACCUGUUGUGAGAGAGGUGGAAUUGAACAGCUAACAACUCCCCUUGCUGGUCCAAACGAGUGUCAUAGCUCCUAGGACUACUGUCGGCCAUCUCAUAGCUUUGCAUAGUAGCUUUUGGUAGGCCCACCUGUAUUCUUUAACGACUUGUGGGUUUUAACUCAUCUCACUGUCCACUCCAAUGUUACAAUACCAGCCAUGCUUUGGGGAGGUCAAGGAGUUAACUCCCAUGCUUGUAUAUAGUUAUCAUACCUGUAUAUACAUUUGUAAAGCACCCACAUGGGGCCCUAAACCAUUCCAAUAGUGUAACAAUGAGGUUAAUUUGAGGCUAUUUAUUGUUUUAUUUUUGUCAUCCCUACUGAACAUCUUUUCUUUUUUGUUUUUCAUAUGACUGUAUUAAUGUUGUUUUUAAUCAACAAAACCAAUUAAAGAAAAUUAUAUGGACCCCCCCCCAGAGUCCUAUCAGUAGAUAUGUGGUUUAGAGCUAUAAUUGUAUUUUAGACAAGUAGGAUGUAUUGGGAAUUUGGGCUAGUUUCAAUUGCUAUAGAAUUCUAUUAUUUUGUUUUUCAUUCAUUGAUGGAGUUCAAUCAUGUUAUAUCUGAUUAAUUAUAGAAUAAAUAGCAUUUACUUCCACA